Molecule: messenger RNA, 2582 nt
Organism: Botrytis cinerea B05.10
Lineage: Eukaryota; Fungi; Ascomycota; Leotiomycetes; Helotiales; Sclerotiniaceae
Exons: 4
Coding region: 118-1317 (399 amino acids)
Cellular component (GO): nucleolus; catalytic step 2 spliceosome
Molecular function (GO): ATP binding; mRNA binding; RNA helicase activity
Source: RefSeq, a predicted model, not a curated record
GAGCUUUGUCGCAUCUUCUGAAGGCGGAGAAACCUCAAUGACUUUCUAAGAAAUAACUUUGGAAUUUCAUCCAUCGACCUCAAUCUCAAUACCCAAGGGAAAAAUCAAACAGCAAUCAUGGCCGAAGGAAUUGAUAGAAAGAUGGAUGAUCGCAUGGAGUUUACAACUUCUGCAGAUGUUACCGUCGCGCCAACUUUCCAAGAUAUGCACCUUAAGGAGAAUUUACUCCGUGGUAUCUACGCAUAUGGUUACGAAUCCCCUUCAGCCGUUCAAUCCCGUGCGAUUGUUCAAAUUUGCAAAGGUCGCGACACUAUUGCCCAAGCCCAAUCUGGUACUGGUAAAACUGCAACCUUCUCUAUCAGUAUGCUUCAAGUCAUCGAUACAGCUGUCCGCGAAACUCAAGCCUUGGUUCUGUCACCUACUCGAGAACUUGCGACUCAAAUUCAAUCCGUCGUUAUGGCUCUGGGAGACUACAUGAAUGUACAAUGCCACGCUUGUAUUGGAGGUACCAAUGUUGGAGAAGAUAUCCGCAAGCUGGAUUAUGGACAACAUAUUGUUUCUGGAACACCAGGUCGUGUUGCUGAUAUGAUUCGUCGAAGAAAUCUCCGCACUCGUCAUAUCAAGAUGUUGGUUCUUGAUGAAGCCGAUGAGUUGUUGAACCGUGGAUUCAGGGAGCAGAUUUACGAUGUCUACCGUUAUCUCCCACCUGCGACACAAGUCGUUGUCGUUUCCGCUACCCUCCCAUACGACGUUCUCGACAUGACUACGAAAUUUAUGACCGACCCUGUUCGCAUUCUUGUCAAGCGUGAUGAGUUGACUUUGGAAGGGUUAAAACAAUACUUCAUUGCCGUAGAGAAAGAAGAUUGGAAAUUCGAUACCCUUUGUGAUCUAUACGACACACUCACUAUUACUCAAGCCGUUAUCUUUUGCAACACGAGGAGAAAGGUUGAUUGGUUGACCGAUAAGAUGCGCGAGGCCAACUUUACUGUAUCCUCCAUGCACGGAGAGAUGCCUCAGAAGGAAAGAGAUAGCAUUAUGCAAGAUUUCCGCCAAGGAAACUCUAGAGUCUUGAUCUCUACGGAUGUUUGGGCUCGUGGAAUUGACGUUCAACAAGUUUCAUUGGUGAUCAAUUAUGACUUACCAGUUAACCGUGAGAACUAUAUUCAUCGCAUUGGUCGAAGUGGUAGAUUUGGAAGAAAGGGUGUUGCGAUCAAUUUCGUGACCAGUGAAGACGUUAGAAUUUUGAGAGAUAUCGAGUUGUACUACUCUACUCAAAUCGACGAGAUGCCAAUGAAUGUUGCGGAUCUCCUUACUUAAUUUGUUUAGCCUAAUUUAGUCGAGGGAAGAUGAAUGAAGAGAACGACGGUGCUUCAUAAGCACGUCAAGAAAUAAACUUGCGUGGAGGAAACGGGAUAUGUCCAAUAAAAAAACAGAUUGACACAAAUUCACAAGCAAUUUCUUCCAAUGGAUGACAAAAGGAAAGCUUUUAGAUAAGGCACGAAUUCUAAAGUUCUACUAAUUUCGAUGUAAUCAAACUUAACAUUAUGGACAUCACUAUGCUUCGCCCCCUCCUUGGCCUGUUCGUAUCGCAAUAGAUUUGAAGGAAUGGUCACGAACGUCGCGAUUGCUCUACCCAAUGGUUUCUAACACCAAGGCAACCAAGGGCUGGGGGCAAUUUUUGUUAGUCGCGUGUAGUAGACUGGGGUCGGCUAAAGAUAUCUAGCCAUGAAGGAAUGAUUCAUCGUCCCACCAACAUGGACCGAUGGGACGGCGACCUAGUACAAAUGUCCCCUCUUCUCACCUACCUACCUGCCUGAUGGCUGCAUUAUCGUACCCCUCCAACACGUAUGAAUUGUAUGUGACGCAUGUGAUGAUGCACCCUCUAUCCUACACAGCCUAACGUGAAGCGUGCAAACAUAGACUGGAUUGAAGUGACGGAUUGAGUUGCAGUGACUGUUUCACGGGUUACGAACAAUUUAAAAUGACGACGAUGCAGACGAGCGUCGAAAGCUUAAGAUGUAAAAUGGAGAAUGAUUGAUUCAUUGAUUCAUUGAUUCAUUGAUUCAUUUCCUCUGCACUCCUAAAUAGGAUGUACCCUGGUCUGUUUGGUCUCUGCUGUGGACGGAUUUCGUGCAUAUAAACGCUUGGCAAUUUCGGACAUUAUGGGAUUGGUGUGGAUGUGGAUGUGGAUGUGGAUGCAUGGUGAGUGAGUGGUAAGUGGUAGGUAGGGUUUAGGGGGAUUGAGGUAAUGAAUGAUCAUGUAAUGUAAUUUCCAGUACUAUUUUUUACUUUUUUUCCUUUUCCUGUUCAGGGAUGAAUUUCAUCCAUUGUGAAUCUUGUUCUUGACAUGUGAAGUUUGUGAGGAGGGUGGUUUGGUAUGAAGUCUCUAGGUGUUGGGGGUGUGGAGAGUGUUGGAUGAUGAUGAUGAUGAUGAUUGUUUGAUUGUUUGGAUGAUUGGUGGCUGAUGAUUGAUAUAUGGAUGUAUUUUGUGUGAUUCAUCGGUAUACUGUGUUUUGGAGGGAGGGAGGGAGGUAGAUAGGUAGGUGGGUGCUGAGUGAUAAGUGAGAAAUGGAUGAGUGAGA